CCUUGUAAAUGUUAAUAGGGGCCAAUUGUUACCACUAUUCGUGCUCUACUGACACCGCAUCCAAUGAAGGAGCUACGGAUAAAGGGCUCUUAUCUGCAUCACAAAGAACUCAAAGCAGCCCAGGGUGUGAAAAUCAAUGCUCAGGGCCUUGAUCAUGCUGUUGCAGGCACUGGUCUGUAUGUGGUGGGUCCUGAUGACGAUGUUGAAGACAUCAAGGAAGCAACAAUGCAAGACAUGAAGUCCGUCAUGAGCAGGAUUGACAAGAGUGGUACAGGUGUAUGUGUUCAAGCAUCAACACUUGGGUCACUGGAGGCAUUGCUGGAGUUUUUGAAGAGCCCUGUAGUCAAUAUCCCUGUCAGUGGUAUAAACAUAGGUCCUGUACACAAGAGUGAUGUCAGGAGGGCAUGUGCCAUGCUUGAAAGGAACAGGGAAUAUGCCACCAUUCUGGCAUUUGAUGUCAAAGUGACGCCCGUGGCUCGUGAGCUUGCUAAGGAGAGUGGUGUAAAAAUAUUCACUGCUGAUAUAAUAUAUCAUCUUUUUGAUCAGUUCCAGAAAUAUAUGGACAACUUUAAGGAGGAAAAGAAGAGAGAAGCUUCGGUGGAAGCUGUCUUUCCAUGCCGUCUCAAGAUUAUGCCGGAUUGUGUAUUUAAUAAGGACCCAAUUGUAUUGGGGGUCAACGUUCUUGAAGGCACCCUUAAGACGGGCACUCCAAUUUGCAUUCUAUCUGAUUCUGGUGAAAGUGAAUUUAUCGAUAUCGGUCAGAUUACAUCAAUCCAAAUCAAUCACAAAGAAGUUGGGACUGCCAAGAAAGGACAGAAGGUUGCCAUAAAGAUACUGAGUAAAAAAAUCUUUGGCAAGCACUUUACAGUGGCCAAUGAACUAGUUAGCCACAUCACCAGAGAGUCGGUUGGAAUACUGAAAGCUUAUUUUCAGGACGAUAUGGGUAAUGAAGAUUGGAAGUUGCUGGAGGAACUGCAGAGGGACUUCAAGAUUGAUCAAAUCUAUUUUUAGUUUGUUUGGAAAUUCAUCGGUCUUCCUUACUAGAGAAAUUAAAUAAUUUGGACCAUUUCUAGAGAACUGCAAAUAAUUGAUUGCGAGAGUUUUCUGUUGGAGUUAAAUUGGUGGUCGAAGUUUUCAUAAUACUCCCGUAUGUUUUCUUUUAUUAAGUAAAAUUUAUCCUUUACUCUUCAGUUUGCACGGGUUGUUUAUUUCUAGUGGUGGCGGUGAGAGAAAUGGUGGUAACUAGAAUUUUUUUAUUUUUAUUUUUU
Molecule: messenger RNA, 1268 nt
Organism: Papaver somniferum (opium poppy)
Lineage: Eukaryota; Viridiplantae; Streptophyta; Magnoliopsida; Ranunculales; Papaveraceae
Product: eukaryotic translation initiation factor 5B-like
Exons: 6
Coding region: 64-1011 (315 amino acids)
Molecular function (GO): translation initiation factor activity
Source: RefSeq, a predicted model, not a curated record